GCACCGGCGAAUCCGCACGCGUGCGUCCCAUAGAUAAUUUUACAGAGUCGCUGGUUAACCAUACAACGUUCCGUGAGGAAACGAUCGAGCCUCACACGGUGGACGUUGUCUGUGCUUCACUAGCGAUGAGGCUCCGUGCCCGGCGUGAUGUGGGCAAAAGCUCCGACACAGUGCUGAAGGCGACUGAUCUUCGCAAAGCUUAUAAGCAGCUGGGCGUCUCUGAGAAUGCUCUGCUGGACGCUCACUUGGCAGUCGCCAACCCUGCCACCGGCAGGGCAGAAGUCUACAUGUCAAAGGCUGAACUGUCGACUACCAUUGAAGCGCUUCUUGCAACUGGUGAAUACACCGAACACGAGCUUGAGUCUUUGCGUGGACGGCUUCAUUUUGCCGAGGGGCAGGUGUUCGGGCGACAGGGUGCCAUGGCCAUGAAAAUCUUGAACCGAAAAAUCGAUGACGAUAAGCGUAGAGGUACCGUCACUGCUGAGCUUGCUGCCGCGCUCGCAGUCUUGCAGAACAGGGUCGUUAACGGCCCGCCCAGGGCUGUCAGCACACGGUUGGCAAACGAUUGGUUCGUCUUUACAGACGCUUGCUUUGAAGCAGAGCGGCCCGAGUGGACAGCGGGCAUAGGGGGCGUUCUGGUGGCUCCUGACGGCAAAAAGGUUUCGUGCUUUGGCCUUUGCUGCGAAGUGGCUGUUCUUAGCGUGCUGGGACUCUCGGACAAAGCCAGUCCCAUCUACGAGUUGGAAGCGCUUGCAGUGCUCGCAGCCUUCGACACUUGGCAUGGGGUGCUUAGAGAAGCGGGGGUGGUAUGUUUCGUCGAUAACGACGGAGUACUCGGAUCCUUCGUAGGCUGUAAAAGCUCCAGCGCCGGCUUUGCCAUUUUCCUCAAAGCAGUUACUAGGUUUGAAUCCUUUGCGGCCAUCACGCCUUGGUUCGAGCGGGUCUCGAGCAUAGCCAACGUAGCCGACGGACCUUCAAGGGGUGACUUCAGUGCAGUCAACUCAGUCAAUCGUGUCAGUGUGGAUCCCAACCGUCUUGCAAAAGCAGUGGUGCAGGGAACCCUGCCUUGCAUUCCCGACGACUUUCCGCAUACAUAA
Molecule: messenger RNA, 1097 nt
Organism: Symbiodinium necroappetens
Lineage: Eukaryota; Dinophyceae; Suessiales; Symbiodiniaceae
Source: the annotation of a GenBank genome assembly